This is a messenger RNA of Xenopus tropicalis (tropical clawed frog), 8208 nucleotides long. RefSeq names its product zinc finger and BTB domain containing 16 (gene zbtb16). The record is from RefSeq and is a predicted model, not a curated record. Gene Ontology annotation, biological process: positive regulation of multicellular organismal process; regulation of cell differentiation; regulation of multicellular organismal development. Gene Ontology annotation, cellular component: nucleus. The transcript has 7 exons. Bases 303 to 2288 code for a protein of 661 amino acids. Lineage: Eukaryota; Metazoa; Chordata; Amphibia; Anura; Pipidae.
AGUAAGCAUGGCGGCCGGCCGCUCCAGCAUGGGGAGAGAGAGUCACGUGGGCCAGGCGCCGGCCUGACGUCAUCGUUGUGUUGAUUUGCUAACCUUAAAGGAGAGAGGAGUUAGUGAGCAUGAGAGCGGGCACUGCGAACUGUUUGGAUUAGGCUGCUGCUUUAAACAGCGCAUCUCUACUCACAUACAUGCCUGCAGAGAGAGCUAGCAAAGGAAGAAGCCCAUCUGAGGUCAGCUGGUUCCCAGGAUUGGCCCAUCAUAAGAAGAAACAAUCAGCCUAAUGACUAGACUUCAGGUGCAUAAUGGAUUUUACUAAUAUGGGUAUGAUACAGUUGCAGAACCCCAACCACCCUACAGGUCUUCUGCUGAAAGCCAACCAGAUGAGGCUGGCAGGGACCCUGUGUGAUGUGGUGAUAAUGGUGGACACUCAAGAAUUUCAUGCUCAUAGGACAGUAUUGGCUUGUACAAGCAAGAUGUUUGAGAUCCUCUUUCACCGAAGCAGUCAACAGUACACAUUAGACUUUUUGUCACCAAAGACUUUUCAGCAAAUUUUAGAAUAUGCUUACACCGCUACACUGCAGGCUAAAGUAGAAGAUUUAGAUGACCUCCUGUAUGCUGCAGAAAUCUUAGAAAUAGAGUAUUUGGAGGAGCAGUGCUUAAAGAUCUUAGAAACCAUUCAAGCUUCUGAAGAGAAUGAUGGUGAACUCUGCACAGGAGAGAGGGCUGCGGAAGAAGAGGAUGAAAGAAAAGCAAGGUUUAUCAAAAACAUGUUAAACACAAAGCAUUCCAGUGAAGAAAGUAGUUAUACUAGCAUGAGAAACCAGAACCUAGUGGAUCAGAGUCCAUCAGUGUCCACAUCUUAUGGACUUUCGGGCAUGAGCCCAACCAAGACUGCUGUAGAUAGUUUAAUGACCAUUGGCCAGUCUUUACUUCAAGGAGCACUGCAACAAAAUGCACUAGAUUUGCACUCCACAAAUAGGCUUCAGAGCCUCUCAGAGAUGAAAACAGAAGUCAUGCAAGUUGAAGAGGCCUCCAACCAAGAAAGCCCAACAGCAGAGUCCAGUGCCUCUGGUGGGGAUAAAUCUGACGACAAGAGCAAGGACAGUCCAGGAACUCCAACCCGCAGUAGUGUAAUCACAAGUGCACGAGACCUCAGUUUUAGCCGUGAUGAGAAUACACCCGAUCAGUCUGUGGAGUUGGGUCAAGGUUUUCAUAUUGGUCAAGAGCUUGCAGUAUCCCAAGCAGAGAAACAUCUCAGUGUCUAUUCUGUACUCCCUAACCACAAAGGUGAACCAAUGAUCAGUGUGCCAACUUCAAUGACAACUGCUCUUCAUAUGCAGCCAACUCUGGCUGUUUCCAUGGACUUUAGUGCAUAUGGAGGACUUCUCCCACAAGGUUUUAUCCAGAGAGAGUUGUUCAACAAGCUUGGAGAACUUGCAGCUGGUAUGAAGAAUGAAGGCAACAACCUUAGUGAGCGUUGUAGUGUAUGUGGAGCAAAUCUUCCUGAUAAUGACUCAGUGGAACAUCACAGGAAACUGCACAGUGGUAUGAAGACCUAUGGGUGUGAGCUCUGUGGGAAGAGAUUCCUGGAUAGUCUGAGACUGCGAAUGCACUUGUUGGCUCAUUCAGCAGCUGGGGCAAAGGCAUUUGUGUGUGAGCAGUGCGGAGCACAGUUCUCUAAAGAAGAUGCUUAUGAGGCUCACCGGAGGACACAUACAGGCUCAGACAUGGCUGUGUUCUGUCUACUUUGUGGAAAGCGCUUUCAGACUCAGACUGCCCUGCAGCAGCACAUGGAGGUCCAUGCAGGAGUGAGAAGCUAUAUCUGCAGUGAGUGCAACAGGACUUUCCCCAGCCACACUGCACUCAAACGCCACCUACGCUCACACACAGGUGAUCACCCUUAUGAGUGUGAGUUCUGUGGCAGCUGCUUUCGGGAUGAGAGCACAUUAAAGGGACACAAGCGCAUCCACACAGGAGAGAAGCCUUAUGAGUGUAAUGGCUGCGGGAAGAAAUUCAGCCUCAAACACCAAUUAGAAACGCACUACAGGGUUCACACAGGUGAGAAGCCCUUUGAGUGCAAACUGUGCCACCAGCGUUCCCGAGACUACUCGGCCAUGAUAAAACAUCUCCGAACCCACAAUGGGGCGUCCCCUUAUCAGUGUACCAUCUGCCUGGAGUACUGCCCAAGCUUGUCUGCCAUGCAGAAACACAUGAAAAGCCACAAGCCUGAGGACAUACCUGCUGACUGGAGAAUUGAGAAAACCUACCUAUACUUAUGUUAUGUGUAAAAGGACAAGCCAAGAUUGUGUUGGGGGUGAGGUUGAAGGUGUUUGAAACACUGAGCAAUAUAAAGAGUUUGAAAAAACCCAUUGAAGGGCAAAAAAAUCAAACACAUCCACAAUUUUCAGCCUUUGUUUGGAAUACCAGAAGCUACUGUUGUUUAGAGGAACAAUAUUUCUCUCAUUUAUCUUGAUAGACUAUUUUGAUUGCCUGAUUCCGUCUCAGUAGAUAGAGAUGAUACACGGCAGCCGGUUUCCUGAGAGGAUUCGGUGAUAUUGCUCUCGAAAUUCACAUUGUUAUCUAAAUGUGCUCCUCACCCCAUGGAUGCCAAUGGUUUUCAAUUUCUUCAGCAUUUGAGUGUCAAAAGUUAGUGGCCAACUUUAUUAAAAGUAGGAGAAACACUGGUGCUUCAAAUAAUAAAGUGCAUAUUUUGGCAGACUGUUUCCAAGAUGGCUAUGGCCCCAUAUCUUGAAAAGCUUGUGUAAGAACCAAGAAGGUUUAAAUUAAAGCAAAUACUUAUACUAUCUGAAUGAUAAUUCCAGCACAGUAUUGAGUUUAACUAAGUUUACACUUCAUCUCCACAGAAAGGACACUGAAAAGAAGGUCUUCUGACCCAAAUGAAUAUUUACCACAUUAGGCCAUAAUCAUUAGUUGUACGAUACAUAAAUUUUAUAUUUGUACAUUGAUUCAAUAAUUUCCCUAUUUUUGUAGCACUGAAGGAGGUUUGUAACCUCGCAAAAUGAAAUUUGCUUUCAAUAUCCUUUAUAUCCACUGAUAAUCAUUUAUAGUUUUGUUUGUACAUAAAGGCUCUAUGUGUAUGUAUAUGGUUAUCUUUCAUCUCUGCCCCAAAUUUUCCUCUCUCUGGAUCAAAGUUUUCCGGAGAGUAACAUGCUGCCUGCCACUUCUGCUUAAGUGAUUUCUAUGUUGAACACAUUUUUGUUCUAUUUGAAGAUGUCUUCUUCGCUUAUGGAUAAGAAGGCUGCACCUGCUAAAGCAAGCCUGGAGAUCAGUCCGAGACACUUGGCACUAUAGAUAAUGACAGCUGAUGUAGACCUAGUUAGGGUACAAAUGGAGACAGUAGGCCUGAUUUAGGCCAGAGUAGGAUGUGUAUAGUUAGGCCACGCUCCCUGUGGCAUGCUGUAUUUAUCUAGGCCUUAUCAGUGUGAGGCCUAGCAAGUCUGUGGUUGAUGGUAUUUUUGUGUAUUCUGUACACAUUGGACUCAGAUCUUCCCAUAUUUGAGUCCCUUCAUGGAUGUGUUUGGUUCGUUUGCUUGUCACCCAUCCGCACAAACCAAUCCCUCUUGUGACCGCAUCAUAAUAUAUUCACAGAGGCCUAGAAUACAAUAGGGGGCUGCUUCUUCGUAUUAUUUCAUGUGUUCAUAUUUUGUUACUAUGUUUAGCACAUUGUACUUGAAUUAAUUUUUUAUGACCUCAUAAGCAUAUUUUUGCCGCUGCCUAAUAAAUGGCAUUUUUUUCUGUUUUUUUCUGACACAUUGGAGGAAAGGAAUGUGCCAAAUGAAAAUGAGCAAGAUUAGACAUUAUUGUGUCAUGUUUAAUAAUCUUUUUUUUUUUUUUUUUCCUGUACCAAAUGUGGUAUUUUUGUUUUGGGUUGACAUGGCUCAUGUGCAUUAUUGCUAGAGCUGUUUUUUUUUUGUUUUUUUUCUAUCAAUGUUCAUAAAAGCUACCUCUAAACCCGUUUACUACCAGAGGGGCAUACACCAUAUUGCAAAGCAAUAUAUCAUAGGCUCCUCUGGCAGUGUAAGGGUUACUUAUGAUGUUUUCAGUUGUAAAAGCACGGUUUCGUGUUAAUCUUACGUUAUGCUUAAUAUUUUCAUCUCAUAUUUUACAUGCAAUUUUGUUGUGGUGUUUAUUUUUUUUCUUGUAAGUAAGCUGCAUUUAUAGCAAAAUAUAACAGGUCUAGGGGAUAAUUUUGUAGAUAACCUUGAAGGGGAAGCUAGAGCUGCAAACCAUGCAUAUAACGAAUGGAUCUGCUUUGCAGGCCUUUCUGCUGUUUAACUGGUUAAGAGACUGUUUGCUUCUGCCAUUUUAAUCCCACACAGUGAUCCUGAUACGGAAACAAAACAGCUCCCCAAAUUAGAGAGUUUUUUUUAUGUAGGUCUGAGGGAAGGGUGGGAGGGCAAGUGAAGGAACUGUGAUUGAAACUUGAAUUUGUUAAUAGAAAGUAUAGGGUUUUUGUUUUAUUCAUAAUGUGAAGGUGAUAAAAGUAUUAAAUCUUUCGGUAGAAAAAAUGUUUAUUUUUUUUGUGUUCCACAGUCCACCCCAAUGCAGUUUUUUGCAUUAACAAAGCUGGCUAACAAGUUUGCAAUGAAACAAAGCAAGUUCUUUUUAUGUUUCUGGUUGGGCAAUAUCAAACGCACUAGGUUUAGGAAUAGAAGAAUGUAAAUUGGUAUUUCCAGAAAAACCUAAGUUUUUUUUCUCCCCAUUCCCAGCCCAGCCUUCUCACUCUUGAUUACUUGGACAUUGGAAUGGGUAGACAAUAUAUUGGAAAUGAAUGAAACAAGAUUUUUGCAAAAGUUGUGAUAUUUUUGUAAUAUUUGUUAGUCUUUUUUGUCAGUUUGGGCCUAAAUAAUUUUUUCUUUUGUAAUGUGAACAGGACUGUGUGUAUGUGUGUCUGUGUGUAAGGUCGGGUGUGUGCUUCACACGUAUGGUCCAGCUGUACCUUGCGUGUUCAAGUUUAACAAAACUCAUACAGUAUUGUGCUUAAUCGGAAGAGUUGCUUCUGCCUGGCAUUGGAAUAAGAAAAUUGUUAAUGGUUUGGGGGGAAAGUCCUGAUUAUGACAUAAUCCAAAUUUAUGUCCUCUAAUUCUUAUCCAUAUCCAAACUGAGUAGUUUUAAAAGUAUUCUAAACUGCCUCAAAAGUUUCAUUAAAAUGUUCUGUUUAUAAUAGAAAAAUUAGAUGUGCCAUCACAAUUGGGAUCAUUCCCCCCCACACCCAAAACAAAAUGGAUUACUCUGCAGAGAACACCAUAAAACUUGCCAAUCCCUCAAACCAUAAUUCAAUAUCUCUCAUUCUUGUGCCAUACCCACUGUACGUUGUCAGAGAAAAGGCUUGUUAAAUCUCUGUGCCUGAAUAUUUUUUGUUUUGUUUGUUUUUGUAUUGAAAUCAACAAAAAUAAAAAAAAAUAAACAAUGCAGGAAAACUGCAUCCAGCUACAAAACGUAUGUAUAAAUUUCUGCAGUUUCUCACGCAAUUGUUCCGACUGUAACUGAGCAGCGUGCUUUGGAUGUAGCACCAGGGAUGGACAAUACUGCAAGUAAUUCAGUCACUUUACUUCCUUUAACAUCCCUUAUUACACUGAACCAAAAGUUAUUAGAGAUCGGCUGCCCUUUAAUUGGCAAAUGAUAAGGUAUGUAUGCACUUAUAAGCUCUACAUUUGUUUGUUUAGUUUGAAUAGAGCUGAAAGUGCAAAUUGAUAUUAGGUUAUGAAAUUGGAAACAAUUAUUGGACCAAUUUAUUUACUUUAUAAAUCUGAUAUAUAAAAAAUGUCUGCUUAUAAUUAACAGGCUGAUUGUCAGUUUAUUUUGUUGGUUGAACCACAAUUCCUUUUGGCUCAAUGCUAAAUAAGCGAAGCCAGUGGAUGGGAGCUGUGCUUAUCUUACGUUCGUGGCCUUCAGUUCUUUAUGCUGCAGCCCUUCUAUCCCAUUGCUUAAAUGUUUCCCAGAUUCCCUGCCAAUUCUCAGUGCCUGAAUGUUGUCAUUGUUAGAAAACCCCAUUUUUUAUCAAGUUUCAACAUCUAAUUGGAGACUGUUAAUGUUAUUUGAUGUCACAUCAAGAAGGCAAGACUAGUGUUAGAGCUACCUACAGGUAUAUGGGACACAAGAUAUUUUCAACGUGUUUUGCCUUUAAACUUGGAUUCCUUUUAAAUUUCUUAUUUUGAAUGAAAAAUGAAGCCCUGGUUCCAUAUUACUUUUACUGGUUCUACAGAUUUCCUACCAAAUUUGGGACGAUGACAGAAUGUUCAUUACUGAUAACUGGCCAUCACUGGACUGCAAUCCAAAGCAGUCAGUCUGCUCCAUAGUCUUAGUUGUACUUCUCAUGUAGUGUUAUGCAUGUGCUCUGAAAGAGACCCGGUUAAACAUCAUAAUCUGUCUUUAUAUAAGUGUAUACAUAUUGUAGCAUUGCGGACCAACUGCCCCAAGGGACCUAGCAAAUAAUCACUUACUUUACAGUUUAUUUCCCCUGUCUCUUUUGUAAUUUAUUUUUCUCUGUUUUUGUUUUGUUUUGGAUUUAUUUUUCUGUUCUCCCCAGUUUAUUCUGCUAGCCUUCAUGUCGUAACAGCACAAGUGCCAGUCGCAGGCGCUGUCAUAAAACGAAGAAAUGAAUAAUAAAGAAUAUAGUGUUUAAUGAAUGGAUGUUAACCCCUUUUCUGCUGGAGUUUGCAGCAAUUGCUUUGAUGAAUCCUCCAGCACUAUAGUGGUUACUUUUUAAGUCUACCUCAGCACCCACUGACUAUGUUAAAAGGGGUGCCCACUGGUUUUGUUGCCUAAUUUUCUUUUUAUAUUAUUUUUCAUUAUGGUCUUUCUGUUACAUUCUUUUUAGAUUUUUUGUUUCUUAAUUAAAGCAGCGGCUCAUGUGAGCGAAUGUUUAUAAGUGCUGUCCUUAUUCUGUGAUGCAAAUUGCAUUGUUCUUGCGCACUAUUUACUAUGUGAUCUGUCAGCUCCUAAAUUAGCAGUUUCCAAGUCCAGUUCCCAAAACAUUAUUCUGAGGAUAAUCUUCAGAUGGCUUCAUCCUAUCUUAAUUUGGAUGACCAUUCUCACAUAGUUCCUUUCAUAAACCCAGUUUGGUGACACAAGGCCAAAGCUGACAAUUUAACCUGUAGUGAUAAUGAUGUAGCUUUUCUAGAUCCAAACUUCUAUACCCAGGAUUCUCAGAAGCGUUUUGAAGAUGGUUAAAGGGACAAGUUUAUUCCUUAGUGGGCUGCUGGUUUGUUUGACUUUUUGGGGUCAGAAAGUAGAAUGUGGCUUUAGUUUUAUUUUCAAAAAUUGCCCUGUUUACAGCAAGAAAUUAGAUUAAAAAGAUGCCAAAAAUGAUAGUCAGCAGAAGCCCUAUUAAUUACCUAAUAACUAAUGACCCAGUGUUGGAAAAGGGAGUAUGGUGUCCCUUUACAUUAUUCAUUUAGUUGUGAAGAAAAAUUCUUGAAGAGCAAAUUUUCAACCUAUAGAACUGCAAAAUAUUUCUAUUUUUUUACGAAAACAUUAAUUAAAAAGUAAAUGAAUAGGUGAGGAGAGCCAGUGCUUUAAUGCAAUGAUAUGAUUCAGGUUAGACAAAAGCAAACGCAGUUAAUAGAGACAUAUCUAAAUAGCAAUUGCAUGUCUGGAAACUUCCUUAGUUGUUUCUAGUUUAAGAAAAUCAUUGAGAAAUAUAUUAUCCCCUCCUUAAUUCUGAUAUUUACCUUAAUGAGCACCGCUGCUUUAUCUUCUGUUUUGUUACCCUAUGUGCAAGAGCGCUUCCUUUUGAAAUUUUUAUUUUGUCCUAAAAGAAACAAGAAGCAGUAAUCUCAAGAGGGCAAAGCUACAUUUCUGUCCUUCUCUCCUUUCUGUGCCACCCUCUCCAUUCUGUGUAGAAAUGCAUUUCUUUGUGACUACAGUGUUUCCCAUUCUCAAUAUUUCUUGUGGUUUUUUUUUUUUUUGCUUGUUUUAUUAUCUUUCCCUUUGCCAGAGAAAAAAAAUUUGAAUAAAAUGCUGCAGGAUUUUUUUUCUCUCUACAUUGUCACUAAGUGAAGUUUGUGCCUUGUAUAGCAAAGAAAAUAUUUUUUACAUCCUACUAACAGUAAAAUAAAUUUUUUUGUAGUGGACAUUUUUUGUAUUUUUAUUUAUAAGUCUCAUAAGGAAAAAAUAAAAUUAAAAAUAGCAAUGUUCGGUUGUAUACUUUAAAUCUGCAGUUAGAAUAAAGUUAAUUCCAUUGUC